CCUCAGUCUUUCACGUUCCGAGCGACCGGUCGUAUACCCAACUACAAAACAGUCGUGAAGUUUUGUUCACCGGCGCGGGUACACUCGCGUCUCCGUGCCUUCUCCGGUCCGCCGCGAAGCGAAUCGAAUCGACUACGAUGCGUCCGCGAUCGUAGGCUCUCCCUUGGUGCCAACACAAGGAGGUGCAGGUCCCGAGGAGGAAGAGGAUAGAAGUGGACGAGCGGAGGAGAUAAGGGAUAUAUAAUAUGAGGCUCCUCUGCGUGGCGAUUGCCAUCGUGAGUGCAGCGUUUCUCUUGACAAUCGUCUCGGGCGGUGUGCGUGGCGCUCAGGGCAGCAAAGUGUCAAAGCGGGCGAAGCCCCUCGAUCCCGAUGAGGAUGACUAUUACUACGAUGAUCCCGUGGACGAGAGAAACAAUCCGACGAACGAGGCGCCGGCCGUGCCGCCUGGAUUCCUGAGCCCGUCCGUGCGGGAGUACCUCGAUCUUGGUAAAUCGAUACCCGGUCGACCAGGAACGGAUUAUCCAGUGCUGGGAAAGGUACCUUACACGAAUUUCUAUUGCGACGACCAGUCUUUCCCCGGCUUCUUCGCCGACGUAGAGACGAGAUGCCAGGCAUGGCAUUAUUGCGACAUAGACGGCCGACAAGCAACGUUUCUCUGUCCGAACGGCACGCAAUUCAGCCAGGCGGUCUUCGUCUGCGACUGGUGGUUCAACGUAAGGUGCGAGCUCAGCCCGAAGCUCUACGCCAUCAACAGUCGACUUUACGGUAUGCCCACCGAGAGCCCGACGAGACCUCAUCGACUGAUCACGAAGGAGCUUCUGGAGAAUAUAUUCGUACGUAGGAAAUGAAGAGGGCGGACGAAAGGCACGCGAU
Molecule: messenger RNA, 873 nt
Organism: Mycetomoellerius zeteki
Lineage: Eukaryota; Metazoa; Arthropoda; Insecta; Hymenoptera; Formicidae
Exons: 3
Coding region: 246-848 (200 amino acids)
Cellular component (GO): extracellular region
Molecular function (GO): chitin binding
Source: RefSeq, a predicted model, not a curated record